Peromyscus eremicus (cactus mouse) is the source of this 2233-nucleotide messenger RNA. RefSeq names its product acid sensing ion channel subunit family member 4 (gene Asic4). Bases 349 to 1968 code for a protein of 539 amino acids. Gene Ontology annotation, cellular component: membrane. Gene Ontology annotation, biological process: sodium ion transmembrane transport. Lineage: Eukaryota; Metazoa; Chordata; Mammalia; Rodentia; Cricetidae. The transcript is spliced from 10 exons. Gene Ontology annotation, molecular function: ligand-gated sodium channel activity. The record is from RefSeq and is a predicted model, not a curated record.
AACGCUUGCUCCCUCGCUCACUCGCUUGCUCGCAGGGACACACGCAGGGGCUGACAGCUGUGCUGGUGCUGAUAAGGGAAGCCACAAGGAGACGAUCGAGGAGAGAGACAAGCAAGCGGCAGCAGAGGCAGCAGCGGCAGAGGCAGCGCGCCGGGGCUGCGGAGCUGCUGGGAGUGGGAGUGACGCCCCCACCUCGGGCCCCCACCCUGUCCCCAUCCUCCUCCAGAUUGCCCUGAGUUUUAGAAGAGCAGCCGCUGCCGCCACCGCCACUCCGGAGGGCACCAGGGCUGCUGUCCAGGGAGGGACGGUAGCAGUGAGGCUCUGGCCAGUCCCAGCAGCCGGGGACAGAUGCCGAUCGAGAUUGUGUGCAAAAUCAAAUUUGCUGAGGAGGAUGCAAAACCCAAGGAGAAGGAGGCAGGGGAUGAGCAGAGCCUCCUGGGGGCUGCUCAGGGGCCAGCAGCCCCUCGGGACCUGGCCACCUUUGCCAGCACCAGCACUCUGCAUGGGCUGGGCCGGGCCUGUGCCCCAGGCCCCCAUGGACUGCGCAGAACCCUGUGGGCACUGGCCCUACUCACCUCACUGGCUGCCUUCCUAUACCAGGCAGCCAGCCUGGCCAGGGGCUACCUGACCCGGCCUCACCUGGUAGCUGUGGACCCUGCUGCCCCAGCCCCGGUGGCGGGCUUCCCGGCUGUCACCCUCUGCAACAUCAACCGAUUCCGGCAUUCGGCACUCAGCGACGCUGAUAUCUUCCACCUGGCCAAUCUAACAGGGCUGCCCCCCAAAGACCGGGAUGGGCACCGUGCAGCUGGUCUUCGUUACCCAGAGCCUGACAUGGUAGACAUCCUCAACCGCACCGGCCACCAGCUUGCGGACAUGCUCAAGAGCUGCAACUUCAGUGGACACCGCUGCUCCGCCAGCAACUUCUCCGUGGUCUACACUCGCUAUGGGAAGUGUUACACCUUCAAUGCGGAUCCUCAGAGCUCACUGCCCAGCCGGGCUGGUGGCAUGGGUAGUGGCCUGGAGAUCAUGCUAGACAUCCAGCAGGAGGAAUACCUACCCAUAUGGAGGGAGACAAAUGAGACGUCAUUUGAGGCUGGUAUCCGGGUGCAGAUCCACAGCCAGGAGGAGCCUCCCUACAUCCAUCAGCUGGGGUUCGGUGUGUCCCCAGGCUUCCAGACUUUUGUGUCUUGCCAGGAACAGCGGCUAACUUAUCUGCCCCAGCCUUGGGGCAACUGCCGGGCGGAGAGCGAGCUCAGGGAGCCUGAGCUUCAGGGCUACUCAGCCUAUAGUGUGUCUGCCUGCCGACUGCGGUGUGAGAAGGAGGUCGUGCUCCAGCGCUGCCACUGCCGGAUGGUGCACAUGCCAGGCAAUGAGACCAUCUGCCCGCCAAACAUCUACAUUGAAUGUGCCGACCACACACUGGACUCCCUGGGCGGAGGCUCUGAGGGCCCCUGCUUCUGCCCCACCCCGUGCAACCUGACUCGCUAUGGCAAAGAGAUCUCCAUGGUCAAGAUCCCCAACAGGGGUUCCGCCAGGUACCUGGCGAGGAAGUACAACCGCAAUGAGACCUACAUCCGGGAGAACUUCCUAGUCCUGGAUGUCUUUUUUGAGGCCCUAACGUCUGAAGCCAUGGAACAGCGAGCAGCCUAUGGCCUGUCAGCCCUGCUGGGGGACCUUGGGGGACAGAUGGGCCUGUUCAUUGGGGCUAGCAUCCUCACCUUGCUGGAGAUCCUUGACUACAUCUAUGAGGUCUCCUGGGAUCGACUCAAGAGGGUGUGGCGACGGCCCAAGACCCCACUGCGGACAUCCACUGGGGGUAUCUCCACUUUGGGGCUACAGGAGCUGAAAGAACAGAGUCCCUGUCCAAGCCGGGGGCGUGCUGAGGGUGGAGGAGCUAGCAGCCUGCUUCCCAACCAUCACCACCCCCACGGGCCCCCAGGAAGCCUCUUUGAAGACUUUGCUUGCUAGGAUGGUGCUGUGUGGGGAAGUACCCAUGAGUCUGGGAUUCUACCCACCCAGGCCCCCCCACAUCUCCUGGUCCUGGGACAGAAGACCUGGGACAGCCCAGGGCUAAGGGAAGGGGGUGGUGCUCACUGAGAGGCCAGGACUGGGGUCCUGCUCUCCCCGACCCAGGCUCGGCUGCCUUGCACAAGGGUCCUUCUUGUCCACACUCCCUGCUCCCAGGCGGGUGUCCAGGAAGGGCUGAAGACCAGACUAGAGGCCCCUGAGGAGG